ACGUCAUCCGCAAAUUUCUGGCAGGCAGCGCAUGACACGGUCAGAACGAAAUCCGUUCGCAUAAUUUUCCUUUUUAUCUGGUAAUUCUUGUGGUCUUUGGUGCGUGUGGGGGUUUCGAACGUGAAAGGGAAUGGCAGGGAUUAUAGCUUUUGCUGCCAGAAGGUCGGGCCAACAACCCGUCCUUAGGGCGCUGACGAACUGUCUGGAAAGGAAUCUGGUUGAGGGCAACCAAAGGUCAUAUCAUCAAGCUGCCAGAGUAUUGUAUAAAGCCUGUUUAAGGGCCAAUAACACUGUUUUACCAAGGCCUAAGAAUGCGCUUUACGCGCAAGAGCUCAGGUAUUUCAGGUCCAGCGCUGCUCUGCUUCAAUCACAGGACAUCGUCGUUCCACCUUUCCCAGACUCGAUCUCUGAAGGAGAUGUUAGGCUAGAGAAGAAAGUUGGAGAUGUCGUUUCAGUAGAUGAAGUUGUCCUUGAGGUUGAAACCGAUAAGACUUCCGUUCCGGUGCCGUCGCCGGCUGGAGGUGUUAUUGAGGAGUUUUACGUUGCCGAAGGAGCCACCGUCAAGGCUGGUCAGAAACUUUUCAAGUUGAAGAUCACUGGAGAUGCUCCACCGCCGAAGAAGGAUUCACCAAAACCUGCACAGGAGUCCGCUCCUACACCACCACCUGCACCAAAACCAACUCCAUCUGCAGCUCCACCACCACCACCAAAGGCGGCUGCCCCAUCUGCAGGCGCUCCACCACCGCCACCACCACCAAGGGCUCCAACCAGCACCAUCCCAGUGGCUGCCAUCAGGCAUGCUCAAGCAAUUGAAGCCGCAACGGUCAAGGUACCACCAGCGGAUCCAACCAAGGAGAUUACUGGAACGAGGACCGAGCAACGGGUGAAAAUGAACAGGAUGAGGUUGAAGAUCGCCGAACGUUUGAAGCAAGCCCAGAACGUUAACGCCAUGCUGACCACCUUCAACGAAAUCGACAUGAGUUACAUGAUGGAAUUCAGGAAGGCCAAUUUGGAUGCCUUCCAGAAGAAAUAUGGAUUGAAGUUAGGCUUCAUGUCUGCAUUCGCCAAGGCGUCCGCCUACGCGCUGCAGGAUCAGCCCGUUGUGAACGCCGUCAUCGAGGGACAGGAAAUCGUCUACAGGGACUACGUAGACAUUUCCGUCGCUGUUGCCACACCUAAGGGUCUUGUUGUUCCGGUCAUCAGGAACGUGGAGUCGAUGAACUAUGCCAACAUUGAACUGGCCAUCGCCGCCAUGGGCGAAAAAGCCAAAGCAGGUAAACUGGCCGUCGAAGAUAUGGAUGGUGGUACCUUUACCAUUAGCAACGGUGGCGUCUUCGGUUCUCUGUUGGGUACACCCAUCAUUAACCCACCGCAGUCAUCGAUUUUGGGUAUGCACGGCAUCUUCGAAAGGCCGGUAGCCAUCAAGGGACAGGUUGUGAUUCGUCCAAUGAUGUACGUCGCCCUCACCUACGAUCACAGGCUGAUUGAUGGUCGUGAGGCUGUGAUGUUCUUGCGCAAGAUUAAGGCUGCGGUCGAAGACCCUCGCGUAAUCCUCGCCGGUUUGUAAAUCGGAGACGGAGAAGAAACACUUAAAAGCCCAACCCUUAGAUUAUUAUGUGUACAGUAAUUGAUUAUGAUGAUGAAGACGGUUUUCCUUCCUGCACAAACCAUGUCACCAACAGCGAUUCACCUCCGCGUCCGCCCCUUCGUCUGCCGCAAACUCAGGAUUUGGGGGUGCCCGGAGCGAGGAUAAGGCAUGGAAACGUUUCGCAAGGAUUCGCUCUACACUAUAUAUAUGUAUAUGUAUACUGUAAACUAUUUUAUUUAUUUUGUUUUAAUGACUUAAAAAUACUUAAUUUUAAUCUGGAUGUACAUUGAUUGAUUUUCGACCUGCUGAGGGUUUUAUUUAUAUACAGUAAAACAAAAUCGAGUCACAGGGUUUAUCUUUGCGAAUUAUUUCAGAAAACACGAACAUCGGGGAGGGAAAUAUAAUUGUAUGAAUGAAUAAAACAACAAAAAAAAAAAAGAAACGAA
Messenger RNA from Nicrophorus vespilloides, 2034 nucleotides. RefSeq names its product dihydrolipoyllysine-residue succinyltransferase component of 2-oxoglutarate dehydrogenase complex, mitochondrial. Gene Ontology annotation, cellular component: oxoglutarate dehydrogenase complex. Lineage: Eukaryota; Metazoa; Arthropoda; Insecta; Coleoptera; Silphidae. Gene Ontology annotation, molecular function: dihydrolipoyllysine-residue succinyltransferase activity. The record is from RefSeq and is a predicted model, not a curated record. The transcript has 9 exons. Gene Ontology annotation, biological process: tricarboxylic acid cycle. Bases 131 to 1567 code for a protein of 478 amino acids.